Molecule: messenger RNA, 1246 nt
Organism: Drosophila eugracilis
Lineage: Eukaryota; Metazoa; Arthropoda; Insecta; Diptera; Drosophilidae
Gene: Ir56b
Exons: 2
Coding region: 1-1224 (407 amino acids)
Source: RefSeq, a predicted model, not a curated record
AUGCUGGUCGACACGGACCUGGCGAGUGGUGUGAUCCGCUCGCCCUAUAGUUUUGAUAUUCCCCACGCAUUCAUCUUUAACGAAUCAGAAAACGCGGAACCAAUCUUCUGCGGACCCUACAUGGAGGUAGUGAAGCACUUCGCCAAUAUGUACCAUUACCAACUGGAUCUCGAUCCUCUGGAGAGUCUGCCCAAGAAAUCAGCCGUGGAGGAGGACAUUAUAAAUGGUUUGUACAACCUUUCGCUUCAUGGGGUUAUAAUACGUCCAGAUAAGAUGGAUGACCUCUCCAACGUGACGCGGCACAGUUACCCACUAGAGCUGAUGACAAACUGUGUGAUGGUACCACUCGCCCCGGAGUUGCCCAAAUGGAUGUACAUGGUGUGGCCUCUGGGCAGGUACAUUUGGACAUGCCUGUUUCUGGGCACCAUGUACAUUGCCCUACUUUUGAAGUAUGUGCACUGGCGGGAGCCUGGUAAUGCCACCCGUUCCUUCACCCGAAACGUGCUCCACGCCAUGGCUCUUCUGAUGUUCAGCCCCAACAUGAAUAUGACUGUGAAAUUAAAGCAUGCAUCAUUACGGGUAAUCUUAUUCUAUACCCUCCUCUACAUCUUGGGCUUCAUCGUGACCAACUACCAUCUAAGCCACAUGACGGCCUUCGACAUGAAGCCGGUUUUCCUGCGGCCCAUCGAUACCUGGGCUGAUCUAAUCCAUUCGAGGCUACGGAUCAUCAUUCCGGAUACACUGCUGGAUGAGUUGCGUUGGCUUCCAGACUAUCAGGCAAUGCUUUCGAGCCCUUCGCGAUCCUUCGCCUAUGUGGUCACCCAAGAUGCUUGGUUGUUCUUCAAUCGACAGCAGCGGGUUCUUAUCCAGCCUUAUUUUCACCUGUCGAAAGUGUGUUUUGGUGGCCUUUUCAAUGCGAUCCCCAUGAGCCCCAACGCCAGUUUUGCGGAAUCCUUGGAUUACUUCAUCUUGAACGUUUGGCAGGCGGGAUUGUGGAAUUACUGGGAGGAGAUUGCUUUCCGCUAUGCCAAGAGGGCUGGCUAUGCUAAGGUGUUUCUCGACACCUACCCCGUGGAGCCGCUAAACCUGGAGUUCUUCAAUACGGCCUGGAUUGUCUUGGUCGUGGGAAUACCCAUUAGUUCGUUUGUCUAUUGUUUGGAGCUUUAUAUCCAUCGACGAAAGGAAAGGCGGCCGCAGUACGAACCAUUCGAGUGCUAUGACUAAUUUUUUCUCAACUUCUUUUGGU